GUUCAUUGUGAAUCGCGAAAUACUGGUGACAGCGCUUGGUAUCUAUGGCUUAGUACAGAAUGAUACGAAUGCUGAGGGCAGCGAAUGGGAAACGACCGUUGAUGUUGAGGUGGCAGCUUCUGGUCAAACAAAGGCAACUGAUUUUGCAUCUGCAACGCUAAAAGGUACAUAUGGCGAUGGACGCGCAUUCAUUGCACAUUUUAAAAAACCUGCACGAGUUGUAGCAAAUGUACCGUAUAGAGCAACGGUGAUAUUCAAGGAAGAAGUUGAAACAUUUGCUGGAGGCAAUGGUCAAGAAGAUAUCCUUGUUUAUGUUGGAUCCGGUGGCGCAGUUGAACAAAACUAUACUGGUACCACUCCAGCAGUUGACCAGUCUUCCGUGGCAGUGUUCGCUUUUCAUAACGAUGAUCCAAAUGGUAUACGUCGAGGUAUGACACGUGGCCCUGCUGUGUACACUGAUGCUAUCGGAGGUUUUUACAAUCGUCCUAUCAAUAAUGUAGCACCAGUAUAUUCCGAAGGAUGCCUUUACGAAGGACAAAUUCCAGAGAUUCAUUUUAUGGCACCAAUGGAAGUGAAAAAAGAAAUUUCAGAUAUUUGA
Acanthocheilonema viteae is the source of this 598-nucleotide messenger RNA. NCBI's taxonomy places the organism in Eukaryota, Metazoa, Nematoda, Chromadorea, Rhabditida, Onchocercidae. The record is from the annotation of a GenBank genome assembly.